This is a messenger RNA of Acanthochromis polyacanthus (spiny chromis), 2122 nucleotides long. It is a transcript of the gene foxd3, whose product is annotated as forkhead box D3. Bases 434 to 1627 code for a protein of 397 amino acids. NCBI's taxonomy places the organism in Eukaryota, Metazoa, Chordata, Actinopteri, Pomacentridae. The transcript has a single exon. Gene Ontology annotation, molecular function: DNA-binding transcription factor activity, RNA polymerase II-specific; RNA polymerase II cis-regulatory region sequence-specific DNA binding. The record is from RefSeq and is a predicted model, not a curated record. Gene Ontology annotation, biological process: anatomical structure morphogenesis; cell differentiation; regulation of transcription by RNA polymerase II.
AAUCUAUCAGACAGUCCUGUUAAAAGCUCCGGCCUUUAAAAGCAGCAUGUGUCAUCUCGACUUGGUUCUCCAAAUAUCACUCGCCUAGGAAAUAUACGCGCCGAGAAGGGACGUCGGAGCGCAAAAAGUCGCGCUUAUCUCCGAACAACUUCGAGGCAAGACGCGCCGCUUUUCCAGGCCUGCUCACUUACCGAGCGGGGAAAUAUUUGCAGAAGUUGAAGUUCCUCGUCGGUUGGACUGGCUGGCUGCCGGUUCGAUCACAUUUAGAUUUUGGGAGACAUCUGAUCUCUUGACAAGCACGUCCAGACGCCCAGCAGACCCUUGCCGUGUGCGCUCUGACCGCGCCGCUCUCUCCUCCGCCACAAACACCCGGCUGCUCGGUGGUUUUUGGCUCCGCUAGACUUUUUCUAAAAAAGUGUGAGGAAGCCGUGAGAUGACCCUGUCUGGAGGCAGCGAACGAGCCAGCGACAUGUCCGGCCAAACUGUGCUCACAGCGGAGGACGUGGAUAUCGACGUGGUGGGUGAGGGAGACGAGGAGGGCAUGGAGAGGGACAGCGACUGCGACAGCCCGGGGGUGGGCAUCCUGCACGACCUCCGAGGAGAAACGGGCGACGAUGAGGUGGAAGACGAGAUCGAGGUGGAGAAGGAGGAGAUGAGGUCCGGCGGAGGGAGCCCGUGCUGUGAGAGCUCCGGGGAGGGAGAGACGGGCACCGGGAAGGGAGAGGGUCACGACCAGAGCGCAGCGUCGGGAGGCUCGAUCCAGAAGCCCAAAAGCAGCCUGGUAAAGCCGCCUUACUCCUACAUCGCCCUCAUCACCAUGGCCAUCCUCCAGAGCCCGCAGAAAAAGCUCACCCUCAGCGGGAUCUGUGAGUUCAUCAGCAGCCGGUUCCCCUAUUACCGGGAGAAGUUCCCGGCGUGGCAAAACUCCAUCCGCCACAACUUGUCGCUCAACGACUGCUUCGUAAAAAUCCCCCGGGAGCCUGGCAACCCCGGCAAGGGCAACUACUGGACCCUGGACCCCGCGUCGGAGGACAUGUUCGACAACGGCAGCUUCCUGAGGAGGAGGAAAAGGUUCAAGAGGGUUCAGCCGGACAUGCUCAGGGACCAGACUGCGCUCAUGAUGCAAAGUUUCGGGGCGUACAGCCUCGGGGGUCCCUACGGGAGACACUAUGGGAUCCACCCGGCUGCGUAUUCCCAUCCGGCGGCUUUGCAGUACCCGUACAUCCCCCCUGUAGGUCCCAUGCUGCCCCCGGGCGUCCCGCUGCUGCCUUCGGCAGAGCUGAACAGAAAAGCGUUCAACUCUCAGCUCAGUCCGAGCCUCCAACUGCAGCUCAACAGUCUGAGCACGGCGUCCAUGAUCAAAUCCGAGCCUUCAAACAGACCGUCUUUCAGUAUAGAGAACAUCAUCGGGGUCUCCAGCGCCUCCUCGUCCUCACCGGGCGCCGCUCAGGCUUUUCUGCGGCCUCCGGUGACCGUUCAGUCGGCCCUGCUGAGCGCACAGUCCCUGUCUCUGACCCGGACCUCAGCCGCCAUCGCUCCCAUCCUCAGCGUUCCUUCAAAUAUUAUUUCUGGACACGUUUUACCCUCAGCGACAGUGUCAGCGGUGUCCAAAUGGCCUUCACAGUGACUCCAAGCCCAGAGAAAACACUGUUAUUUUUCUAUAGAGACAUUAUUACCGGGAAGUGUGACGAGCACAAAUCAAUAGGCAGCACUGGACUGUAAAGCCACGUAAAGACUGUUGAAACAGAGACAAAAAAGAGAGAAAAAGAAGAUAUUUCUGUACAGGUAACAUUUGUAAAUAUUUGUAAAAAGAGAAUGAUUUUACCUGUUUGACUUUUAUCUGUCUUUCUUUCUUUGUUUUUCAUUUGUUCCUGUUUGAAAUCUGUGAGAAUUAUUUUACAUUUUCUUUUUUGUAUUGGAAGCUCAACUGGACACAAUUUCAGCUUCCUUUUCAUACAAGACACGAAAAGCUCUGAAAAAUAGACUGUUUAUAAUAAAAAUAAACAAUAACAGCAACAAAUAUAUGUAAUUCUAUGUAGCUAUAUUGUGUUGUAAGCUGAAUUUAUUUGUAAAUAAAUCUAAGAAAUAAUUAAAAUCACUUUUUCAUUAUGAACUUUUUAAA